AUGAGAACCACAUCCGUCGCUCCAUCCACGCUGUUGUCGUCGGUCGAACCAGACUGCCGGAACACUCUCAUCCACAUCUCAUCUAUCCCCUUGAACAGAGCAGACGCAAAGAACGGGACCAUCAUGUCACAACCGGGUAUUGGGGAACACUCUCCCCUCACGUUCAAACGCUCCUCGUUUGAGGACGACGCGGCACCCAGCAAGCCUUCGUCGACCAGCAGCAGCAGGAGCAGCAUCAAGACGUUCCUCAGAGUCCCUCGUCUGAUCUGGGACUUUACCGAGAGCAACUUUUCCACCUUUGUCGUGCCCAACACAGCCUUCGGCGUCCUGGGCGGCCUGACCGGCCAGCCCCUGACCUCGGGACAGGCGACGGCGCUCGCCGUGCUGCAGAGGUUCCCCUUGGUGGUCGCCUUCAACUGGUACAGCGUGCUCAUCUUCGACCUGGCCAACCAGAGAAGCUCCGAGUCCGUGGCCGAGGACCUCGCCAACAAGCCGUGGCGUCCCAUACCGGCGGGCAAGGUGACGCAGGAGCAGACGCGCAGGUCGAUGCUCGUGGCCAUCCCCGCGGUGCUCGUCUUCAACUACGUCCUCGGGGUGUGGAGGGAGGGCGUCUUCAUCCUCAUCCUGACGUGGCUGUACAACGACCUCCAAGGCGGCGACACGCUCCUCCGGGACGCCAUCAUCGCCGUGGCCUACUUCCUCUUCAACACGGCCUCGCUCAAGAUCGCCAUCGGGGAAGGCACCGACGGCGGCAGCAGCAGCAGCAGCAGCAGCGCCGUCGGCAUCACGCGGGAGGGCUACGUCUGGGCGGGCAUCAUCAGCGCCGUGAUCCUCACGACGAUGCAGGUGCAGGACCUGAAGGACCAGGCCGGGGACGCAGGGCGCGGGCGCGAGACGAUGCCCCUAUUCUUCGGGGACGGGGCGUCUCGCGCGUCGCUGGCGGUGCUGGUGCCCCUGUGGUCCUGCGUGUGCGUCUACUUCUGGCGCAUGGCGUCGUGGGGUGUGCUGCCGCCGGUGGUCUCUGGCGCCCUGGUGGUGGUCGGAGUCCUCCGGACCAGGACGCCGGAAACGGAUGCCCGGGCGUGGAGGCUGUGGUGCCUGUGGACGGUGUGUCUGUAUUCCCUGCCGCUCGUCGGUGACGGUUUCGUGUCGUCUGGGCACGUGUGA
Messenger RNA from Colletotrichum karsti, 1167 nucleotides. RefSeq lists its product as uncharacterized. The coding region runs from base 1 to 1167 and encodes 388 amino acids. NCBI's taxonomy places the organism in Eukaryota, Fungi, Ascomycota, Sordariomycetes, Glomerellales, Glomerellaceae. Gene Ontology annotation, cellular component: membrane. Gene Ontology annotation, molecular function: transferase activity, transferring alkyl or aryl (other than methyl) groups. The record is from RefSeq and is a predicted model, not a curated record. The transcript has a single exon.